Molecule: messenger RNA, 2871 nt
Organism: Brienomyrus brachyistius
Lineage: Eukaryota; Metazoa; Chordata; Actinopteri; Osteoglossiformes; Mormyridae
Gene: tspan13b
Product: tetraspanin 13b
Exons: 6
Coding region: 953-1891 (312 amino acids)
Cellular component (GO): membrane
Source: RefSeq, a predicted model, not a curated record
ACUUUAAACACGUGUUUAAAUCACGAUGCUAGAUGUAUUUAUAACUUGUUAGGUGUUUUAAGGAACUGAGGGUGUUCGGCAGUAAUAUGUUCAAACUAAAUAAGAUUCCUUGUUUUGCUAAAAGCUCUGUAAACGAGUACUGUGAGGGAAAUUAUUAAUUCAUAAAAUAUGUCAAUAUUUUUAUCAAUUAAUUUAAUAAACUUACAAGCCGGUCCUGAACGACAUAGCAAGUUAAAAACCCAGGAAACAGUCUGAUAGGCUGCACUGACCUCUACUGGAGAAAAGGUGUCACUGCGGCAAAUUUGUAAGUAGCGACGCAAGAUCAUCAAAUUUUACUCCGAAUACAAAAGACAUUAAACUGACACUGACAAUAUCAAUGAAUCCCAAUCAUAAACACUACAUUUUUCGGACUCGUUAGCUCAACAUACAACGCAGGGGUUUUGCCCAGACUUAGCUCAAUUAACCUCUCACCUUUCCCACCAGUUUUUGUGUUUUUUUUGUGACUGGUGUGCUUUUCCAUCAUCCUGUGUAGCAACAAGAAGCGCCUCUUCCAUUGGCUAAUAUGGAAUAGAGACGCUCAUUGUCAUGAUCGCCUCCAUUGUAUGCGCUGCUUUGUGCUUGUCCGGCUGAGGUUUGAGGCGGAGAGUCCCACUGUGGAACUGGAUAGCAUUUCGUAUCUAGGGCAAUGAAUGAUAAAUGAACCAUUGGUGAUAUCUGAGUGUAGUACAUGCCAUUACAAAAAACAAUGACCUAAAGAAGGGCAGGUAUAUUUGUUUCAUCAGAUUAUUAAAUGCCAUUCUUUAUUGUCAUUUCUUUUUUGUAUUAAUAUUGUAUUGUUCUGUCCCAACGUAAUUUCGACAGUAGUCUUUUGCACUUCCUGAAAGGUAUGAUUUGUAUUAUCAGCUGAUUUACUGCUUAACGUCCAUUAAAAUGCACCAAGAAAGUUGACGCCAUGAACAAGAUGGAUUUUGAACUUCGCAGCACCUGUUUACCUGAAACAAAACGUCACUCGGAAGACGGGGCGUGUCCACAAGCCAUAUCCCGCAUUGAUUUGCAUAUUAAUGACGAACACAGUCAGACAACCAACCAGAGUAGCAUAAUUAUCCUUUGGCUCCUCCUCUUUUGGAGCAGUAACAUCCUGCUUGCAUCCCUGCGUUGGGCGUGUUUCUCACCAGCAGCAGCAGUGCGUGAUAAGCCUCGCACAUCAUUUUUGUUUUCUUCUAUAGGAUAUAUAUAUAUUAUUUUCCGUUUUGUGAACGAAAUUGAAAAAGCAGCUGUUAUGGCGUGCAUUGGAUUUUCCUGUUCCAAGAAUUGCCUCUGCGCCUUAAACAUCCUCUAUGUUAUGGUGAGCCUGCUGAUGAUUGGCAUUGCCGCCUGGGGCAAAUGGUUCGGCCUGGUCUCCAGCUUCCGGGUGGUGGGCGGGGUCAUUGGCGUGGGGGUCUUCCUCUUCUUUGUGGCACUGGUGGGGCUCAUCGGGGCCGUCAAGCACCAUCAAGUGCUGCUCUUCUUUUACAUGAUCGUCCUCUUCAUUGUGUUCGUGGUGCAGUUCUCUGUGUCCUGCGCCUCUCUGGCCAUCACUGAGCCCCAGCAGGAAGAGCUGCUGGAGGUUGGCUGGAACAACUCUGUGAACACGCAAAGGGACGUGGAGAAGAGCCUGGACUGCUGCGGAUUCUCCGCCGUCAACUACAGUGGCGUCUGUGGCGCGGCCUGCUUCCCGAACCACACGUGCGACUUCUGUAAGGCCAAGAUUCAGAAGCAUGCUGGUGAGGUGCUGCAGUUCGUGGGAGGAGUGGGGCUCUUCUUCAGCUUCACCGAGAUUCUGGGAGUGUGGCUGACCUACAGGUAUCGGAACCAGAAGGAUCCCCGUGCAAAUCCAAGCGCUUUCUUGUAACUUUGUGUGUUUGGGUUUAUAUGGGGUUUAAUCGCUGCACUAUUUGAACUUUUUUGAAUGUUUUUUCUUUAUUUGUAAAUGAAGUCUGUCUGCUGGACUUCAUUUGGGAGGCAUCACGCUCGUUUGUGCCGCUGACCCGUCUCGUGCCCGAGUAGCGCAUUUCAGUUUGAGUGGCUUGUGACGUGUGCUCCAGCGCCCCCUACAGGACACUCUGGAACCUCCGAGAUAACGAAAUGCGUCACUGCAGACAACUGGAUAGGACGCUUGGAUGCCGCCUUUUGAAAAGCAUGGCCAUGAGUGCAAAGAACUACGCCAAUUAUUAUCAGACAUCCCGUAGAGUUCAUUCUGGGGGUAACAGCUAAACACUGCUAAUCAGGAAUGCUGUGGUAGUGUAGCAUAGUGUUGAAAGUGCAUGCCUGACUGGUUAUUUUUCACUAUGUUCGUAGGGUGUAUCUUAAGAAGUGCAAUAAAUGAAGAAGGCUCUGCUGUGUAUAUGCAUACUGUGCAAACUGUUGCCCGUGCUCAGUGGGUUUUGACUCGCACUUCUGCAUUUUGUGUCUUUGCACACAUUAGUAUGUAUUAACAUUCUCUUUUAAACCCAGUGUCACUCCAUGUUAGUGCAUUAGCUGAUGAAUUUAGUUUUGUUGAUUUAGAUCGUAACUCAGUUCUCAAAUAAAGAAAAAAAAGGAAUCUAGGUUAAUUAGGAAGUAGUGGCUAGUCUGGCUGUGUUUGUAGUUGCUAUAUUGACCUGAUAAUCCAUUAUUUGCUGCUCAGUAUUUGUGCGAGUGAGUUAUGGUGUGUGUGUGUGUGUGUGCGUGCGUGUGUGUGUGUGCGUGUACAGCCCUGCCUCAGUCUCUGAAGAGCGACAUCUGUUCGCUUCAUUCUUGCAUGAGUCCUUUUAUCUUGAUGGUUCUGUGAACUACGUACCUUUAAACUUUGUAAACUGCAAUUAAAAAGUACAAGGAUUUGAUGCACCGUGA